CUUUUCUUUUCGUCGUUGCCUUCGCUAUGGAUAGAUCAACUGAAUUUAACUUCUGCUCAAAAAUCUCCAAUCCUCUCUCUCUCUCUCUCUCUCUGCUUCUUCCAAACUCAAUUUCAGUUUUCGCUUAUUCUCUUUCCCCUCGUUCUAACAAUGAUUAUAAAAGGAUUGUUUAGAAGAUAUAAAAAAUGGAACCCUGUUCAUCCAACUUAUGGAGCAUUUUAUGGAAUGGGUUUCGGCGUUGGUUGUGGUGUUGGAUGGGGUCCUGGAUUUGGUCCUGAAGUUGUUGGUUAUGUUGGAGCUGGUUGCGGUGUUGGAUUCAAUGUUGGUAUCACUCUUGUUGGUUUUGGAAUUGGUCUUCCUGCUAAUGUCAUCUUUGCAGCUCCUUAUAAUGCUCUUUUGGCAACGAAAAGCUCUGCAUUGAAGUUAGCGCGUUCUUGUGGUCAUCUUUCUGGUACCCAAGCCUCAGGGGAUGUUUGGAUUAGAAACGUACCUUCCGUGUCUGACUUUCAAAGAGAAGCUGGUGAAAAAUUCUCUUGUUUUCGGCAAAAGUAUUUAUCAAUUAACGUAACUGAUUUCUUUGACAUGAAGAACAGCUUGCCUUUGGUUACUACUUCUGCCUGUAAAAGUAUACAAUCAUUUCAUAGCCAGCUGUUCAGCCCUCGUAAAGGAUCUAGGGAAUGGUUGGUCUUACUGUGGAUCCGUCGUAGGCAGUCCUACCUUUCAUUUCUGCUAGAGGCUGAUCCGCAACUUGAAUCUGUGACCUAAUCACACGGCCUUAGAACCCUGUAAUGAUUUUAACAGUUACCAACGAGAAUCUCUCAUACAGUCAAAUCUCACCCAUUCCUCUUAAAUUCACGGUGCUAUUUCAUUUUAUUUUAUAUAACAAUGUAUGGAAACUACUGUCAUUAUCAUUGUUGUUAGAAUCCCGAUCAGAAUCUCUAAAUCCUACGAUUUUGCGAUGCCUUAUGGUUCUGGAUCCCAAGUAAAAUCCUUAAAGCAGCAAAAUCCGUUCGAAAUUGCAGCAAAAUUGUGUGACUCUGGGCAUUUUGUUUGGGUUAUUUUUGACCUGGUUCACAUUGGAAUUGUUUGUAAAAUCCUUAAAGCAGCAAAAUCCCUUCGAAAUUGCAUGAAAUCGUGAAUUGCAGCAAAAUUGUGUGACUCUGGGCAUUUUGUUUGGGUUAUUUUUGACCUGGUUCACCUUGGAAUUGUUUUUUUUUUU
Medicago truncatula (barrel medic) is the source of this 1219-nucleotide messenger RNA. RefSeq names its product cadmium-induced protein AS8. The transcript is spliced from 4 exons. The record is from RefSeq and is a predicted model, not a curated record. Bases 151 to 765 code for a protein of 204 amino acids. NCBI's taxonomy places the organism in Eukaryota, Viridiplantae, Streptophyta, Magnoliopsida, Fabales, Fabaceae.